This is a messenger RNA of Paramuricea clavata, 688 nucleotides long. The record is from the annotation of a GenBank genome assembly. Lineage: Eukaryota; Metazoa; Cnidaria; Anthozoa; Malacalcyonacea; Plexauridae.
AUGAAUACAUUUCUUCUCUUUCUCCUCGCCAUAUUUUCCAGUUAUGGUGGAAAUGCUUCUAAUAACACGUUGCAUUUACCAUUGACAAUAAAUCGACUCAUACAAGAUGCCAUACAGCGAGACCCGUUGAUGGAUGCUUACAUACAAUUAAAUAAAACGUUUUUUGACCACGCAACAUUUAGUGAUAUAGUUAACAGCCUUGAUCAAAAACCUCUCCCUCAACUAAAGAAAAGUCUAACCGGAGUGAUUAUAGUUGGACUAGCUGCAAUAGCCCAUGGUUUGACUGUCGACAAAUUUCUACAGCCAAGCAAAUGGACAAUAAUUAUGUCAGUAGAAGAACUGGCGAAUGUUUCAAACAAUAUCACUCUGCCUUUAAAUGACAAAGUAGUUUUAAUCACAAUUCAAGAAGCGAUGUUUAACGUUUUGGAGAAAAGAUUUAACUUCAAGACUGAAGAAAUAGCGGAACAUUUAAAUACCACAAAAGAUGAAGUAUAUGCGUUUUUGGAACCAGGAUGGAUAAAGGUUGUUAAUUUUAUCACGAAGAAAAAUAUUUUAGCGCUGUCAAGAAAUUAUACAAUUCCACCAUUUUACAUUGCUGAAGCUCUCAACAUGUCGUUACCAGAACUUUACAACUCAACACUGCCACAGCUUGAAGAUAUACUCGUGAAUAAAAUUAACAUCAUCAAAG